ACAUAGCCACCUGUCCUCGUAUCUGUAAGUUCAUCUGUGUGGCUAUCCACGCCCCCAUAUAAAUUAUCACCAUAGUAACACCACAGGUGGAUUGUGUCAGGUGUUAGUACCCCCAGUCCCGCCCCGCGACAACCUGGCUCAACAUUGACGAGCGCGGACUCUCUAGUUGUCAUUACUUGUGUAUAGCGCGCUACCACAACAUCUCGAUCACGGACUUCAUCAUGAUUUACGCAUUGUGGAUUUUAGCUGCUCUACCAUUCGUAGCGGCACAGUGCACCUUCCCCCCUGAACUCCGGGGCGUCUGGAAGACGAGCAGUCUGUCGACCUUGACCUUCACCAACACCACAGUGACGCCACUGCUGUCUUCUGACAAGACGAUGUCCUGUUUCCUUCACAGCGCGACUAAAUAUGUCGUCAGAUCGGAGCCCUACAGGUUCGGCCCCGCCGUCUUCGUGGACUACACCUGCCUCGACUUCCAUGACGUCUCUACCACCACCCUCUUUUACUACCAGCCAACAGCUAAAAACGUUGACUCCAACAAUGAUAGAUUGGUCACGUUCUACAACAACACCGCCCCCACCUUGGACGACGUCUGUAACGUCGCCGCCUCCCCCGACCCAGGGACCUACUCCUUCAUGAUGUUAGAAGGCUCCCUGAACGAGUCUGCCAGACGGUGCCCGGAUGUCAUCCUGGGGCAGUACAACGUCACCCUGGUGGCAUGCCCGGGGGGUGCGGAACUCGACGUCUGCACCGACAAGAAACGCCUCGACUUCAACUACACCCAAUGUGGGAGCGGUCAGUACUCAGGGGAGAUGGUGUAUAACUGCCUGUAUGACUCCGUCAGUGGCGACAUGACGUACCUCACUCUCUACAACGACGCCCAAGACGAGAGCAGCAACCCCUUCAUCCCCUUCUCCUGCGUGGUGAUGGCGACGUCAAGUAACGGAGUGAGUUUGACGCAUGCGCCUGGAGACUGCCAGAGCGGCCAGACAUCAACCGAGGUGACCGACCCAGGAGUGUCCAAACAACUCACGCUCGUCAGUAGCUGUGAAGCGCCCACGACGACUGCUGCGCCGACGCCGACGCCGGCUCCAGGUACGGUGCCGACUGUGAGUGGCUCGACCACCGCAGCUUCUAAUACUCCUUCCGGCUCUACUGCAACCUCUUCUUCUACUGUAGUUGAUGGAUCUACGACCACCGAGAAGAAUUCGGCAACAACACGUUUUAUGGAAGCAUGGACCCUCCUGGUUACCCUUACUCUGAUUGGCUGGACACUGUAAAAGGGCAAGGUCAGCGUAACCAUGGUGCUAGAACGUGGUUCGCCUUUAAAGGAGCGUCGAAGUAUUGUGUAAUAUCAGCCCCUACGACACAGUGCAAUCUUAUCAGUCCGCUUUACUUUUGUUUAUUUACAGUUAUUGUUUUCAGUAUUUGUUGUAUUUGGAUUGUGUUAAAAUAUUUCAAAAUAAACAUUUUCCUGAUAACUUUAUGAAACUGUAAUAUCUAGUCGUAGUUAUCCAUCCGCACCCAUUGGGCCAAACUCCAUCCAGAGUUAAGUUGCCUUGGUUCAAGGUCAUAGAUAGGGUACAUCCGGGCCACGAAAACCAUUAUGCCAGGGUUAAUACCUGGUCCGACAGUAUGCAUUCUGUGUGAAAACUUCUUUUCGUAGCCUUGUUUUUAUCAUUGAUACAAGUUAUGAUUAUGUGAUGAUUAUGAUUAUGAUUAUUAUUAUUAUAUGUGCGUCUGUAUGCAUGCAAAGCAAACGGAAUAAAAUUAUGUAUUCAUGUCGAUGUUAAACGAAUUAAGCGUUCUGAAAGAAAAUAUACGCAGGAUAUUUGUGGAUAUUGUCUUUUAAUAUGAAGUUUACGCGCCAUAACGGCUUUUCUAUUGGACGAUGGCCGGUCAUACAACAUGAUGUCCAAACUCUGACAUCCCUAGUUUGGCUGUCACUGUACGACUGUUCAUACUCUGAUGAACUCGCUCAAAGUGUAAGUUAGAUCUUUGUUAAACAUGUGAUGUGAUGUGUUCAUUGGGAUGUUAAGAAUGAUAUCCAAGGUAGUGUUCAAUAUAUGACGUUCACUCUGACGUUCCGUGUCACGAGUGAUAUUCAGUAUGACGAUCGGAAUGAUAUUCAAUAAGACGUUCAAUCUGGUUUUCAAUAGGAUAUUUAUGAAUGAUAUUCGAUAUUACCUUCAGACAUUAUGUUCAGUGUGACGCUCAGUAUAUUAUCGUGAUCCGUAUAUACCUGCUAAACCUGUCACAUUACCUCACUAUAUCUAAUACAUGUGUGUGUGCUUAAUCAACCAGCUUAAAUGUACCGUGCAAUGUUAACAAGAUUAUACUCUCUUUUCAAUAGCUAUUACAGGGAAAUGUUUGAAAUAAACAAACACAUAUUUUACAAAUUACAGGACAUAGUUAUGGGAGUUGUAAAAUAUUAUAUCCUUAUUUAUUACGGACAGAUGUAUAUGCAUUUAGAAAACCGAAUUAACCUAUCUGGCCACAAAUGUGCAUUUGGGUCUGCCUUUUUGAUGUUCGGGAAAAGGGCUGGGAUUUCUAUGGAUAUCUAUGCUCGAUAUAUUUUCAGCUUCAGAUGCAAAACCAAAUAUUUUUGAUUAUUAUUAUGAGCCUGAAUAUGUUUUAACAACAUCUUGCAAUAAUGUUUCUUUCAAAUGUUCAUAUUUUCUUACAUACAGUUUUAUGAAUUGUUCAAGACAAUUUUAUCUUGUUAAUAAUUAGGAGAGAAAAUGGUAAAAGAAUAUAAUAUCUUAAAAAGUAUAUCAUUAAUUCAAAUUUAAAUUUGAACAAAUUACAAUGAAAAAAUGUUACUCAGAAUGUUAUAUUAACACAGACACAUUCAGAAGAGAAACAAAAUACUCGUUCGAAUGCAGUAUUCAUUAAUUAGUGUAUGUACACUUUUAUAUGGUUCACUGCUGUUUUUGCCUCAAAUGCGGUUACCUCCCCUACUGAGUUAAUAAACAUCGUUGAAACCCCGUGGAAUAAGCGCUGUAGACUACUCAUUAUUGUGACAAAUUUGCUAACACCUUUUAUGAAUUAAUGGGUUUCGUUAAAAAUAAAACUGACAACUAACAACAUCAGAAUAAUGUGUUUAACACAUAUACCAAAAAUACAUCGUCACAGACAAUUGUAGACAAAAUUAGAAGCCAUGCAUUUCCUAUAUUAUUACCCAUAACCCCCCAUUCUUUUAACAGAACUAUUACAAAUAGAACACAGCAGCCAAAUAUGCCGUCAGCAUAGGUCGAGACACAUGUAUUUUAAGUCCAAUUUACGGGAUUCCCUUAUUCAAUCACACAGAUACCAGUUGCCUUGGCUACGUCCACUUGAGUUAGUCACAGUUUUCACGUGCAAUUGCCAGGAGAUAGUAGUUAAAAAGGUAAUAACAUGAUUUGAUUUAAGGAAGAGAAUAUAUGGAUGUCAGCUUCUUUUUUAUGGGAAACACAACGUUUCGUAGUGUAUGCUUACUCCUUCGUCGGGUGAAUGAAUGCCAUGAGGAAGAGAGCAUAUAUAUGUGCAUGUAAGGACAACAAAAUUAAUAAGAUAACAAAAGGCGGAAAAUAACAAAGGGUAGAAAUUAACAAGGGAAGCCAACAGAUGAUUGGCGCUGAUAGGUGUUUAGCAAUAGACAUCCAUUUACCUGAUGAAGGAGUAAGCAUAUACUCCGAAACGUUUUGUUCCUCAUAAUAAAGAAGUUGACAUCCAUAUAUUCUCUUCCUUGUGUCUAUCUCUUCUAAAUGCCUUUCAAAGACUUGAUGAUUUGAUUUGCACAAAUAUGACAAAGAUCACACUUCCGGAUCCUAUUAUCAAUAUCACGUGACCAUAUGAAUAGCUUAUUUCAGUUAUCCUUUACUGAUGUAUUGAUACACUAUUACUAUUCCUUAUGUAACAAUGAAUAAAAAGUUUUGUUAAA
Molecule: messenger RNA, 3922 nt
Organism: Haliotis rufescens (red abalone)
Lineage: Eukaryota; Metazoa; Mollusca; Gastropoda; Lepetellida; Haliotidae
Exons: 10
Coding region: 222-1280 (352 amino acids)
Source: RefSeq, a predicted model, not a curated record